Messenger RNA from Osmia lignaria (orchard mason bee), 5907 nucleotides. RefSeq lists its product as uncharacterized. The record is from RefSeq and is a predicted model, not a curated record. Gene Ontology annotation, biological process: response to oxidative stress. Gene Ontology annotation, molecular function: heme binding; peroxidase activity. Lineage: Eukaryota; Metazoa; Arthropoda; Insecta; Hymenoptera; Megachilidae.
CACGCAACACAUCUUCCUAUUGUGCUCGGAGUGCAAGAAAUCUCGAAAAAACGACCUUUCGAAUUUCACUGGAACACCGAUGAAAUUUCUGUCUCACUUCUCUUGCUCCUUUUCCCUUUACAGCUGCCAGUCAGAUCGGAGUCAUUGCUGCUGUUAGGUUUGCAAAUUAAACGAUUCGGCCAGAGAAAUUUUGGGACGACAUGUUGUUAAGCAGCAUCGAAAUAUAAAAUAAUUCUUAAUUUUUAAUUUCUUACCAAAUUUCACAUUACGUACAUUUAUUACAGUAUGGUAAUUACAUGUUAAUUUGCUGCGAUCUGGAGUCACUGGAUCAGUUAUUCCCUUCAAGGUUUAAAAAUGGCGUUCAAGAAGUUGAACAGCUGAUUCUUAAUUAUUUAUAUCAGAAAAAUAAAGCCUCAGAUUAGAAAAUGUUAAGGGAAGGCUUAAGGGAUAUUCAUCUGAAGAAAUAGAAAGCUGGUAGUUUUCUGGAAUAUUAUGGUUAUAUCGUUGCAAUAAUUUAUAAGCGUUGAUCAGUAUUCGAACUUAAAGGUGAUGCAAAUUAAUGCAGAAGGAGAAAUUUCAGAUGACUAUAAAAUUCAAAUUAAAUUAGGAAGUGAACGUUCUUGUUUUUAUGUUUUUUUUUUCACUCUUCAUUUAUUAAAACAUUCGUGAUGUGACGUAAUGUUUGACACGAUUUUACUUCUCGAUACAUUAUUAGAAUGCGGAAACGAUUGAUGAAGUGUGCGCCGAGUGUUUUACACAAAUACGUAAAUCAAAUGGUAACUUUUCAUUACUGGGAGCUAUUUAUAAACAGUGCAGCUUAGCACUGCUAUCCACCAUAGUUCUUAUGACAUUAGCAAUUACCACUACGACGACACUUGAUCAGUUUGACAUUUCAGAUUAUUUGUACGGGGUGGAUAUAGAUUUGCAAGCAAGAGCGCGUGCAGGAAUCGAAGCCGAAAGAUUCACGUACCAAACGAGAGCUAGAUACGAAAAUGGGCCAGCAUCGGGUGACGCUCCAUGUAGGAUCAAACCGGAUAGACCAUGCCCGCCAAGCAAGUAUCGAACGCCUUCCGGUACUUGCAACAAUGUCAGACAUCCUGUUUGGGGAGCUCGGGGUGCACCCUUUUUGAAAUUAUUGCCAGCUGCAUACACUGACGGUAUCGCGAGUCCCCGUCAGUCGUUAAGCAACCACGUGCUUCCGACGCCUACGAAAGCAGUGUCGACGAUGAUCAACCACCUUCGUCUUUCGCCGGAGACUCACGAGGGUUUGACCAGUUUAUCGGGCGUCUGGUCGGAACUGGUGCUGCAGGACAUCGCAUCGACGGUGCACCCAUCGAACCAACGAAACUUAUGCUGUUCCGCGGGAAACAGCAGGCAUCCGGAAUGUUACGAGAUCCGUGACGAGGAUGGCGGAUGCAGCGAGUAUUGGCGAUCGGUGCCAACUUUGACCGUGUACAAGUGUAACUUUGACACCAGGGAACAGAUGAACGGUGCAUCCGCUUAUUUGGAUGGUUCCCAUAUCUACGGGGUAACCGACGAGCAGUUGCAUCAAAUUAGAAUGUACAAUCGAGGGAAGGUGGACGUGUCCGCGUGUGAAAUGUGUAACAAGACGGAGGAUCAAGUUCUUGGAAUGAUGUACCGUGCAAUUUUGAACGAGCACAAUCGGAUCGCGGAGAAACUCGCGGAAGCGAACGAACACUGGGACGAAACGAAGCUGUUUCUGGAGGCUCGUCGAUUGGUCGUGGCUCAGAUUCAACACGUCACGCUGAACGAAUACGUGCCGAGCAUUCUUGGGGAAGGCGCUCGAAUAGAUGCCGAACUGAUGCCGGUGACGAACGGAUUCUACAGACGGUACUCCUCGUCCAACAUCCCAGGCACGUACGACGGUGUCGCGUUGGCGGCUCUUCGCGCUCUCACGUCGCUUCGUACACAUCGGAUGAUCAAUGAUGCCACGCGCCUCGAGGACCAUGUGAUCACCUCGGCGAAUCGCGUAAGCCUUGAUCUAAGCGACUCGACUUUCGAGACCCGGUUGCAAGCGAACGCGCGGCUUGUCCACGUGGGUCGCGAUCAUGGUAUCCCCGGAUACAUCUACUUUGUCGCCGACUGUUCUGAAAACAAUGUCACGAUUCAGAAUUUCAAGGAUUUGGAACGCUUCAUGCUGCCCGUGCACGCGAGAUUACUGGAAUCCAUAUAUUCCCUAGUGGAAGACAUAGAUCUGCUUCUAGGUGGAAUUUUGGAAAUUCCGACCAAGGGCGUCGCGGUGGGACCAACGUUCGAGUGUCUCCUCAGAAGGCAGUUCAUCAAAAUCAGAAACUCGGAUCGAUUUUGGUACGAGAACGAUAUACCUCCUUCGGGAUUGAACGCGGCUCAACUGGCUGAGAUCAGAAAAGUUUCGCUAGCUGGUAUACUCUGCGCGAAUACGAACAUUCAGAGGAUCCAACCGAGGGCAUUCAUACGAACGGAUCCCUACUUAAAUGCUAGAAUAAACUGCGAUCAGUACUCUGCUUUGGAUCUAACACCGUGGAGAGAAGAGCCUCUUCCGGAACCGAUGAGAAAAGAAAUAACCAGAGAACCUGUUACAUCGGAAUUCAUUCCUAAUCUAAAUCCGAGCGUGAUAGCUGCUGCGGUGAAGAAGGCGGAAGCAGAUUUAAUCGAAAGAAAACAGCUCGAGUACAAUUCAUGGUUGGAACAAAGGAUAGCGGAUCCUAAAUCGCCAGCAGGUACAGCGGCUAGCUUCUCGAAAGCCAACAGGGACGCUCUGCUAUUAGCCAAUUCGUCGAUCGUCUACGAAUUGGCUACCAACGAAAUCCUGAACGGUAUACAUGGACUGAGACGUAGGAGACGACAAAUCUUUGACACUACGGACAACGUCCUUGGCUUUCCCAACAACGACUUUUCUGAUCUGCUGCAGAACGUGGAUAUAUCUGGAUUUUUAUCUCAGAAGAAGCCAACGAAUCACGAAGAAGUUGAAUGUCCGGUAGACGACAGCCCCUGCGAUCCGACUAGUCCGUACAGAACCCUCUCGGGUCACUGCAACAAUCUCCGAAAUCCCAACUUGGGAAAAUCAUUAACCACCUUCGCCAGAUUGCUCCCUCCCGUUUACGAGGACGGCGUGUCGAAACCCAGAAGCACAUCGGUCGCAGGGGCACCUCUACCCAAUCCAAGAGUGGUAUCCACGGUCAUUCAUCCGGACAUCUCUAACCUCCAUAACCGGUACACGCUUAUGGUGAUGCAGUUUGCUCAGUUCUUGGACCACGAUCUGACGAUGACCCCGAUUCACAAAGGUUUCGCUGAAUCGAUACCGAGCUGUCGUUCGUGCGACUCCCCUCGUACCGUUCAUCCCGAGUGUAACCCUUUCCCGGUGCCAGCCGGCGAUCAUUAUUACCCAACGGUGAACGUUUCGUCUGGUGCACGAAUGUGUUUCCCUUCCAUGAGAUCUCUGCCAGGGCAACAGCACUUGGGACCCCGGGAACAGAUAAAUCAGAACACCGGUUUCUUGGACGGUUCAGUGGUAUACGGUGAGAACUCGUGUAUCUGUAACGUGCUGCGUGGUUUCAAUGGACGUAUGAACAUCACUCAGAGCCCGCAUCGCGGAUCAAAGGACCUUCUGCCCCAGUCACCCACCCAUCCAGAGUGUAAAGCCAAGUCUGGAUUCUGUUUCAUCGGUGGUGAUGGUCGUGCUUCGGAACAGCCCGCGUUGACUGUCAUGCACACCAUAUGGGUCCGUGAGCAUAACAGACUGGUAGAAAGCUUGAGGCAGGUAAAUCCUCACUGGGACGGGGAGAAAUUGUUCCAACAGACUCGUCGUAUACUCAGCGCGAUGUUGCAACACGUAACCUAUAACGAAUUUCUACCAAGGAUACUUGGUUGGAACGCUGUUACUUUGUACGGACUGAAACUUUUGCCUCAGGGUUACUACAAGGAAUACUCUCCUACUUGCAAUCCCAGUGUACUAACCGAAUUCGCCACUGCGGCCUACAGAAUCGGGCACUCGCUUCUGAGACCGCAUUUACCGCGAAUGGAUCGGAACUAUCAGAGCAUCGAACCGUCCAUAUUACUGCGAGAUGGAUUUUUCGAUCCGGACGCGCUCUACCAGCAAGGCAUGUUGGACGAAAUGAUACGAGGUCUGGUGGCUACCCCUAUGGAGACAUUGGACCAAUUCAUUACCGGCGAAGUAACUAAUCAUCUGUUUGAAAUUCGUGGUAUACCCUACUCUGGAGUGGACCUGGUCGCGCUCAAUAUCCAUCGUGCCAGGGACCAUGGAAUACCGUCUUACAACAAUUACAGAGCACUCUGCAAUCUAAAGAGGGCGACGACGUUCGAAGACUUGUCGAGAGAAAUGGCACCGGAAGUUAUAGCACGUAUGAAACGUAUCUACGCGUCUGUCGAUGACAUCGACUUGUUCCCUGGUGGAAUGAGCGAAAGACCCCUUCAGGGUGGACUGGUAGGACCGACGUUUGCUUGCAUAAUAGCCAUACAAUUCCGUCAAUCGAGGAAGUGCGAUCGUUUCUGGUACGAGACCGAUGAUCCAAACAUUCGAUUUACCGAACAUCAACUGGCAGAGAUUCGUAAGGUCACUCUGUCGAAGAUCAUGUGCGAAAACAUGGACGAGCAGAACGAUAUGCAGCGAGCUGCGUUCGAUUUGCCUAGCAAUUUCUUGAACCCCCGAGUACCUUGCAGCUCUAUGCCUCACAUGGAUCUGUCUGCGUGGCGGGAAACGAGGCACGGCUGCCAAAUCGGUGGAAGAAACGUUGCUUUAGGGGAGUCAGGUUUCCCUACACCUUGCACCAGCUGCGUCUGUACAGCCGAAGGCACUCAAUGCGCUUCUCUCAGGAUCACGGACUGUAAUCAGCUUCUACGCGAAGCUUCUCGAGAAGCGAUUUUGCGCGACGACGUAUGCACGGCUCAGUGCGGUUUCGUUUUGGCAGCCACGGAAGCUACCUCGAGACUUCAACAAUUCACGACACCGGCCAGCUUUCCUGGUUUCGUGCAGCACAGGAACAGUUUAAGAAGCGUGCCGACGCCAGUUUCCUUCAAUGGAUUCAAAUUGCCAGACCUCUCGCAAUUCGUAGGCUGAAUGAGAAAGUCGUGUAUCGGUACUCGUUGCUUAUCUUAAUAACUAUCUCACACGCAAGACUCAUUUGUCUACCUUCGCGUGAAACUACACAAUGACACUGAGGUUUAAUUAUCUAUUUAACGAGCUGCGCUCAUUAUCGAUAACUAAACUGUACAGAAAUGUAAAUUGUACCUACGUACUAUAUGUAUUGCGUUUUGCGUGUGACACCCGCUCGUACCAUACAAUUUCAAACAUCUUCCCGAUGAGAGGUCAAGCGGUACUCGUAGUAUCGUAUUCGAGUUUACCUGAAAUUAUCAUUUCAAGUACGAACGUCGUCGUUUUAAUUCACAACAAAUACCUCUCAUCUUUUACUCGUUACGUUUAGUAGUACUGUUACUUGAUAGAUUAGGUAAGAAAUAUUUAAUUUACAGAUGAUGUGCUCUGAAAAAGUGUAAUCAGGUCAGUACACGACCACGGUGCCUUUGUAUAAACCUGUCAUUGCCAGUUUGAAGGAAAUAUUUGUACAGUGAUCUCGUGGUACACGGUUGCAGUGCGAAGACAAAAAGGACUCUAACAUAUUGUCAUGGUAUUUGCUAAUGUUGUAUCAUUGUUAGGAAGAAGAGGAAUGACCGAUCAAAUGGAUGUGAGUGAUAUGUGUUUUAAGGAAUUGCACUGGUAUUGUUCCAGGCAAAAUAUUUUUCUACUUGUAUAGUAAUUUUAACGCGAAAAUAACAAAUGCGAACACAAAAUUUUAUUACGAUGUGGUUUUCUUUCUCUACUAUUACACCUCUAUCUAAUUUUGUAGUAUAAUAGCGACAAUGAAUGUAUAACGUUAAUAAAUGUUAAUGUUU